AUGCAUUCUCUGAAGCAAACUGUAGAUCUCCUUGCCUCACUUGGCUCUCCUGUCUCCGUUGAAGACAUGACUGACCAUGUCUUGCGUGGUCUCGACGACGGCUACAGAGCUGUCAUUGAUGGCGUCAAUGCAAGGGACACUGCCAUUCUUUUUGAUGACCUCCUCGAGAAGCUUCUCAUUCAAGAAAUCUCCCUUGUUGUUGCUCAACGGCAGAAAAGGGAUGACUGGAGAGAUGUUUGCUUCACGGAUGGAGUUCAUCUGACUUGUGAGGGGAGCAACAUAGUGGCAAAAGAGAUACUAAAGGUCCUCAAAGAAGCAGAAUGGGAACCUAGCCUGCACUGGAAGUCAAUGCCAACUGAAUAUGCAGAAGAUUCACCUUAUGAUCCAAUUGGCCCUGAUGGAAAGACAAAUAUGAAUAUCUGCAACUGGACCUUCCUGGAAACUACAGAAUGGGACUAG
Molecule: messenger RNA, 459 nt
Organism: Cajanus cajan (pigeon pea)
Lineage: Eukaryota; Viridiplantae; Streptophyta; Magnoliopsida; Fabales; Fabaceae
Source: RefSeq, a predicted model, not a curated record